AUGCUUUUUGAAGUAUUUGGUGAAGUGUUAGCAUCGUAUAUCGUAUCGUCAAAAACUAAGGGAGAGUUGGCGUUUCCAGUGAACAAUGCGCCACCGGAUUCUCUUGUUGCAAUAAAUUGUGUAGUGCUAUUCUUGAGAUCAGCAAUCGGAUCCUGUUCAGGGGCUAAAGAAUUAAUAAGAUCGUCAGCUUUGGAAUUGUCAUGCUCCUCUAGUUGCGGAUUACCAGCCACCGACAAACCAGGGUCUUUCCAUUCUGGCGCACUAUCCAAGUCUAUCUUGUCCGCAAAUGAAGCUGUGGUCUCUAAAAGCUCAUUGUCUUUUCUUUCUUCAUUUGUAGAUAUUUGA
This is a messenger RNA of Saccharomyces cerevisiae S288C, 345 nucleotides long. It is a transcript of the gene VAM10, whose product is annotated as Vam10p. The record is from RefSeq and is marked reviewed. The coding region runs from base 1 to 345 and encodes 114 amino acids. Gene Ontology annotation, cellular component: vacuolar membrane. Lineage: Eukaryota; Fungi; Ascomycota; Saccharomycetes; Saccharomycetales; Saccharomycetaceae. The transcript has a single exon.